Molecule: messenger RNA, 819 nt
Organism: Drosophila takahashii
Lineage: Eukaryota; Metazoa; Arthropoda; Insecta; Diptera; Drosophilidae
Source: RefSeq, a predicted model, not a curated record
AAUUUGUCACAAGUUGAAAGCGAAAGCCCAGACAAGCGUCCGCCACUCGAUCGCUGGUUUUAUAAAGGUUUCCUUUGUUGCAGUCCACAUUCGGCAGUGCCAGCAUCAGCAUCAUCACUCGGCACCCAGACACUCGUCACUCGAAUUUUUGUUCCAGGAAAGAUAAACAAAAUACCCCCAAGGAAUCCCAGAUGUUGCGCAUACGCAGUGUGGACCACGUUCUACUGAUCGUUCUGGCGGCAGUCGCUUUUGUGGCGGCAAAACAAGAGAGUGCAUCGCGUCAAUUUGGCGGUCAGAACUUCGGCAACAACCUGGGUCCCUCCUUCGGGUCAUCGGGGGCCGGGGGUUUCGGUGGACUGGGACCUGGUUCCGGAGCUGCCGGAUUUCCGGGACAGGGCUACGGACCACCGAUACAACAGCCUCCGAUUCAACAGCCUGGCUGCCCGCUGUGCGACUCGUCGGUCUACUCCUACUGCUCCCACAAGAUGGUCCACGAUGCCUGUUGCUGCGAUUUUCCAGCGCAGUUGCGACCUCCCCAGUGUUUGUACUACGACUGCUCGCUGCUGUAUGCCAAAUCCUGUUACGAACACGCCCUCAUCAAGAACUGCUGCUGCAAUAAUCCCUACUGACGCAGAAAUAUGGGAUAUGGACGUAUCGUAGAGCGCAGCCAAGUGAUUUGUUUGCUUAAUUUAUUUAUUCAAUACCAAUCCCAAUCGCAAUCCAUUUAAAAUGCAUGUGCAUGUGCGCCGCGAACAGAUUAAUUUUUAAAUCAAAUUCUUGCGACGCUAAAUUAAAUUAAAUUAAGUAAAUUAUUUGAAA